This is a messenger RNA of Ficedula albicollis (Collared flycatcher), 756 nucleotides long. RefSeq names its product proteasome subunit beta 7 (gene PSMB7). The record is from RefSeq and is a predicted model, not a curated record. Bases 63 to 698 code for a protein of 211 amino acids. Gene Ontology annotation, cellular component: proteasome core complex. NCBI's taxonomy places the organism in Eukaryota, Metazoa, Chordata, Aves, Passeriformes, Muscicapidae. The transcript is spliced from 6 exons.
UUAACUCUCCUUUCCUGCAGGAUGGCAUCGUCCUCGGAGCGGAUACGAGAGCGACUGAGGGCAUGGUUGUUGCUGACAAGAACUGUUCGAAAAUACACUUCAUUUCCCCUAAUAUCUACUGCUGUGGUGCUGGAACAGCUGCAGACACUGAGAUGACAACUCAGCUCAUCUCCUCCAACCUGGAGCUCCACUCCCUGUCCACAGGACGGCUCCCACGAGUUGUCACCGCCAAUCGGAUGCUCAAGCAGAUGCUGUUCAGGUACCAAGGCUACAUCGGUGCGGCGCUGGUGCUGGGGGGAGUGGAUGUCACGGGCCCCCACCUGUACAGCAUCCACCCCCACGGAUCCACCGACAAGCUGCCCUACGUCACCAUGGGUUCUGGAUCGCUCGCGGCCAUGGCGGUGUUUGAAGAUAAAUACAAACCCGACAUGGAGGAGGAGGAGGCCAAGCAGCUGGUGCGGGACGCCAUCGCAGCCGGCAUCUACAACGACCUGGGCUCCGGCAGCAACAUCGACAUCUGCGUCAUCAGCAAGAACAAGCUGGAUUUCCUCCGUCCCUACGAUGUGGCCAACAGGAAGGGGGACAGGUUUGGUAGGUACAAGUGUGAAAAAGGAACAACUGCUGUUCUCACAGAGAAUGUGGCACACCUGGAGCUCGAGGUGUUGGAUGAGACCGUGCAAACCAUGGACACAUCCUGAGCCCUGUGGGUGCUCAGACAGCAGCUGGUGCAGAAUAAAGAGGCUCUGCCCAAUCUCC